Molecule: messenger RNA, 1848 nt
Organism: Ilex paraguariensis (yerba mate)
Lineage: Eukaryota; Viridiplantae; Streptophyta; Magnoliopsida; Aquifoliales; Aquifoliaceae
Source: the annotation of a GenBank genome assembly
CAUCAUUUCCACCUAAAGUCUCGUUGCCCUCCUUCCGUUCUCUCAGUUCACUUCCAUUUCAUCAACAAAUCGAUCCAUCGUAGAAUGGCGGAAAAGAGUUUCAAGUACGUGAUCGUUGGUGGCGGUGUCGCAGCUGGAUAUGCUGCUAGGGAGUUUACCAAACAGGGAGUUAAGCCGGGAGAUCUGGCGGUUAUUUCCAAAGAGGCGGUGGCUCCUUAUGAACGUCCUGCACUUAGCAAGGCAUACCUGUUUCCUGAGGGGACUGCAAGACUUCCAGGUUUUCAUGUGUGUGUUGGAAGUGGAGGGGAGAGGCUGCUUCCUGAGUGGUAUGCAGAGAAAGGCAUAUCAUUGAUCCUUAGCACAGAAAUUGUGAAAGCUGACCUUGCUUCAAAGACUCUGAUUAGUGCUGCUGGAGAAACUUUUAAAUAUCAAGUUUUGGUCAUUGCAACUGGUUCCACAGUUCUAAGGUUGUCAGACUUUGGUGUACAAGGGGCUGAUUCUAAAAACAUCUUUUACUUGAGGGAAAUUGAUGAUGCUGACAAGCUUGUAGAAGUAAUCAAAGCAAAGAAAAAUGGAAAGGCUGUCAUUGUUGGAGGAGGAUACAUUGGUCUUGAGCUUAGUGCAGCACUGAGAAUCAACAAUAUUGAUGUCAGCAUGGUUUACCCAGAACCAUGGUGCAUGCCACGACUUUUCACCGCUGAUAUAGCUGCUUUCUAUGAGGGUUACUACGCAAACAAGGGUGUAAAAAUUAUUAAGGGAACAGUAGCUGUUGGGUUUGACACUAAUGCAAACGGAGAAGUAAAGGAAGUAAAACUUAAGGAUGGUAGGGUUCUUGAAGCUGAUAUUGUUGUUGUUGGUGUUGGGGCACGACCUCUUACAACACUGUUUAAAGGUCAGGUUGAAGAGGAGAAAGGUGGAAUCAAGACUGACGGAUUCAUGAAAACUAGUGUUCCUGACGUAUAUGCUGUGGGUGAUGUUGUUACUUUCCCCUUGAAACUGUACAAUGAUAUAAGAAGAGUUGAACAUGUUGAUCAUGCCCGCAAAUCAGCUGAACAGGCUGUGAAGGCAAUUUUCGCAGGUGAACAAGGGAAGUCCAUUGCCGAGUACGACUACCUACCGUACUUCUAUUCCCGCUCCUUUGAUCUGUCUUGGCAGUUCUAUGGCGACAAUGUGGGGGACACUGUACUUUUCGGAGACAACAAUCCGACAUCACCAAAUCCCAAGUUUGGAUCCUACUGGAUCAAAGAUGGGAAGGUAGUGGGUGCAUUUCUGGAGGGUGGGAAUCCUGAAGAAAACAAAGCCAUUGCCAAAGUUGCGAGGAUCCAACCUCCAGUUGAGAGUUUGGAUCAACUGACAAAGGAGGGUCUCACCUUUGCGUGUAAGAUCUGAAUUAUAGGAAUGCAAUAGUUGGGUUGAGUCGCUGGAUUUUUCAUAAAUCCACAAUGGUUUUUUGUUACUUUCCUAAUGUGGUUUGUCCACUGGCUUUUUCUGAUAGUGAACCUUAAGAUUAUGGAUUACAUUUACCAUUAAUGCAUUAUAUAUUCCUUAGUAUGACUGGAAUUCUGUAUAUUGUGGAAUCUUAUAUGCGGAGCCUUAGCUCAGCGGUAAGAUUGCUAGGGCUUACACAUUACAGGUCACCGAAAUUGUAUUUUGGUACGUGUGGGUAAGACUGCGUGCUGUUGACUCUUUGGAUUCUGUGGUGGGGAGAGUUGUAUUUCUUUUUCUAUAACUCUACUCCAGAAUAUGAUGUGGUGCAGUGUUGGUGUUUUUCCUUGUAUGCAAACAACAGUAAUAACUGAAACUAUCUUCCCAAAGGGUUUUCAUAUCCACUUUAGAAUUUUCUUAGCG